Molecule: messenger RNA, 459 nt
Organism: Macrosiphum euphorbiae (potato aphid)
Lineage: Eukaryota; Metazoa; Arthropoda; Insecta; Hemiptera; Aphididae
Source: the annotation of a GenBank genome assembly
AUGUUCAAUACAAACUCUACACUCAGCAGCCAAGUCCAGAAUCCAACCAGUAUCGCUAAUGGAAGUACAGCUCAUUAUCAAGCGUCAACCACGGAACAAAGCGACCGGUCCAGACGAUAUACCCAAUAUGGCUCUCUGGCACUUUUCGGACAAGACCUUUCUGGUUUUGACAAAAGUUUUGAACACCUGAUUCAGAUAUCAACACUUUUCCGUCCCCUGGAAAAUGGCCACGGUCAUAAUGAUUCCCAAACCAGGGAAGGACCUAAAAAUCAUAAAAACCAUAGGCCAAUCUCACUGAUCAAAUCCAUGGGGAAGGUACUCAAAAUCCAAGUCCUGAUCAAUCACAAGAAAACACUGUCCCCGUUUAUCAGACCGGAACAAUUGGACUUUUGUCCACAGCACUCUGCAACAAACCAACUGACGCAAGUAGUCGACCACCUGACUAACGCAACAUAUUGA